AUGGCUGAAGCAGAAUAUAACAAAUUAUUUGAUGAGGGUGAAGAGGAAAAUGUUGAAGAAAAUGAACCUGAAAUAGUUGAGGAUGAAAUAACUGAGAAUGAAUUACCCGAGAAUGUUGAAGUGGUAGGGUACAAUGAUGGUGAUGAUGAGGAAAUUAACAAUGCAGAAAAUACUCAAUCGAUCAAUCCCAAUGCCGAAAAUACUGAAUAUGUCGAAAACAUAGUUUAUGAUGAUGAUGACAAUGCGGAUGAAUUAGAUGAAGAGGCAUUAAGAACAUUUAUGUUGCAAUUAUUUCAAUUACAAAAACAAAAUAUUGUCAAGAAAAAAGAAAGUUGUCUUAUUCCUAGCGUGACUAAAUUUUUGAAAUUAGAUUUGGAGCAAAAAGGCGAACAAAUCACCCCUUCUAUUACCCAAAAUUUAUUACAUAUUUGUUAAUUAAUUGUAAACCAGAAAAUAGAUGUUGACGUGUCUCCUGGUGACAGAAAUGUUAUGGAAUAUAUCAUCAAUAAACAUUGUCCUGCAAAGGAUAAAAGGUUUACACUUGUUGAGGAUAUGUGCAUACACGGUUAUAUUCGUAAAGCUGUUCAGCAACUAGACUAA
Messenger RNA from Paramuricea clavata, 600 nucleotides. The record is from the annotation of a GenBank genome assembly. NCBI's taxonomy places the organism in Eukaryota, Metazoa, Cnidaria, Anthozoa, Malacalcyonacea, Plexauridae.